AUGGUUAGUGAUACCUCCGUUCCCCAAAUUCGGCCAUUGGCCAACCUUUACAAGCUCUUGCACAAGGCUAGUUGCAGAGGAUUCCCAGGCAUGUUAGGCAAUCUUGACUGCAUGCAUGGGGACUGUAAGAACUGUCCCACUGCUUGGACAGGCCAGUUUACCGGCUAUAAGCAUAAGCCAAUUGUUGUUCUAGAGGCAGUGGCCUCAUAUGACACUUGGAUAUGGCAUGCCUUUUUGGAGUCGCCGGAUUGA
Prunus armeniaca (apricot) is the source of this 252-nucleotide messenger RNA. NCBI's taxonomy places the organism in Eukaryota, Viridiplantae, Streptophyta, Magnoliopsida, Rosales, Rosaceae. The record is from the annotation of a GenBank genome assembly.